Messenger RNA from Phacochoerus africanus (Common warthog), 618 nucleotides. RefSeq names its product trefoil factor 2 (gene TFF2). The transcript has 4 exons. Bases 30 to 425 code for a protein of 131 amino acids. Gene Ontology annotation, biological process: maintenance of gastrointestinal epithelium. Lineage: Eukaryota; Metazoa; Chordata; Mammalia; Artiodactyla; Suidae. The record is from RefSeq and is a predicted model, not a curated record.
CUCUGCAGGCGGCUCCGGUGCAGCUGAGCAUGGACGCCGGUUCCCGCAGCGCCCGGCUCCUGGCCAUCCUCCUCCUGCUGGGGCUGUGUGCCCUGACGGGGGCCCAGAAGCCCGCCGCCUGCCGGUGUUCACGCCAGGACCCCAAGAACCGGGUCAACUGCGGAUUCCCGGGCAUCACCAGCGACCAGUGCUUCACCUCGGGGUGCUGCUUCGACUCCCAAGUGCCUGGGGUCCCCUGGUGUUUCAAACCCCUCCCGGAACAAGAGUCUGAGGAGUGCGUCAUGGAGGUGUCCGCCCGCAAGAACUGUGGCUACCCGGGCAUCAGCCCCCAGGACUGCGCGGCACGCAAGUGCUGCUUCUCCGACACCAUCCCCGAGGUGCCCUGGUGCUUCUUCCCCAUGUCCGUGGAAGACUGUCAUUAUUAAGAGGCCAUGGCUUCAGAGAACCCACCAGGCUCCUGGAUGUUCUGAAACAAAAGAAGACUAUUCAUCAUCUUAUAAUUUCAGGUUUUGAGUUUCUGAAAUUCCUGGGUUUUCUUAAUCUGCUUCCCCCUCUGCCCUUUUCAAUGGUUUAACACAGAAUUUCUUCAAAUAAAGAAAACACUGAAAAUCUGCUAAA